This is a messenger RNA of Aphanomyces invadans, 2554 nucleotides long. RefSeq lists its product as hypothetical. Bases 40 to 681 code for a protein of 213 amino acids. Gene Ontology annotation, biological process: fatty acid metabolic process. Gene Ontology annotation, molecular function: NAD+ binding. The record is from RefSeq and is a predicted model, not a curated record. The transcript is spliced from 3 exons. NCBI's taxonomy places the organism in Eukaryota, Oomycota, Saprolegniomycetes, Saprolegniales, Verrucalvaceae.
AUUUCGUCGGCGUUCUUGCACACCACGACAAGCUCCAGCAUGAACUCGAUGCAAGGAAUCACGACAGUUGGGAUCGUUGGCGCUGGCGUGCUUGGAAGCGCCAUUGCGUUCGACCUGGCGAUGCGUGAUGUCAAGAUUUUGCUUUUUGAUCGCGACCCAGCAGUCACGACUCCGGAAGCCCUGCAGCACGCGAGCUAUGCUGUCUUGCAGCCGUUGUGGCGGCUUGGAUACAUUCCUCAGACGUUGGUCGGCAAUGCAUUCAAGAACAUCCGUGGCGUGCAUACGUUGGAAGAACUGGCGGCCCACGGUCCGCAGUUAAUCAUUGAAGCCAUUCCUGAAGACUUGACAUUGAAGAAGAAGCUCAUUCGAGAUCUGGAAGCGCGGACACCACCGACAACGAUCAUCGGCACGUCGACCAUCUCGUUGAACGUGAACGAGAUUGCUGCCGGCAGUCUCCGGCCAGCCAACUUUCUCGGCAUUCGGUUCAUGCUUCCGUGUGUCCUCAUUCCUUUUGUGGAGCUCGUGGCGUCUGCGAACACCGCAGUGGACACGAUGACUCGCGUCGAGAGCUACCUCAGUUCCAUCCACAAAAGCUGCACCGUGGGACCGACCCGUCGGGUCUUGAACAGGGCCGAUGUCAACACAUAUCAACUGGAGCACGCCAAGGCGCUGGGGUUCUAGCCCGACGCGCUCCCGAUGGCGCAACCCGUCAUGCCGGCGGGAGCUUCAGCCGGGCACACGUUGAAUCGACCUUCGAGCGUCUGCAAACUGUCAUUGUCUUUCCAUCCCAUGAACUCGCCACGACGUCGUGUGGCCAAGCAUGAUGCCGCUCGGCAUUACGAACUACCCGUCAUGUCGACUUAAAUCCACGGCAUCCACCCCUCGUACAUUUGGCACAGGUUGUCGACACUUGUAGCUUCUUGAAUCAGCCAUUGCACGUGCUCCUCUACUGUGUAGUGGGAAGCUUCGCCGUCGAGCUUGUCCUUGACGCGACGGAGCACUUGGAGGCCAAACACAUUACGUUCUUGAACUUGUUUGAGUUUGAGGGGUGCAGGAAUGCCGCCGCUGGGCUCGUCAUUGCUAUCGCUAUCAUCUUCAUCAUCGCUGCUGCUACUGCUGUCGCUGGAGUCGUCUGCGUUGGUGUUGGAGCGUUCGUGCGAUGACAACAACGUCGCUUGGUCGGCAAUUUCAAAAAAGAGCCGCACGACCGCUUCCAUGGCUUGUCGAAUCUCUCCAAGGCCGGUCGAAGCGUCCAGCGCAGAGUUGAGGCGAGCAACUGCAGUUAGUGCACCCACAGCUUUGUCGCCGGCGGUGGGUCCCACCGCCGCUGCGGAAUGGUUGUUGCCACUGUCCCAGCCAAUUUUGCCGCGAAUGACGGACGCCAUUGUCGUCGACGAGGAGCAAUCUAAAUCCGGGCACUCCUGCACAAAACGCCGGAAGGCUUGUACGACUGCGUUGUAAUUGUCUUCAAGAUUGGCACUCGUCGCUUCGUACGUGGACAUGACAUUUUGUAGGUCUCGGAGCUCAUCGACGUUUGUGCGCUUGAUACUCUUUGCAAGAAUCUUGACGAGGCGCUCACUGUCCCAGAUGACGGACAUGGUCUUGACGUGGUGCAGCAGGUCUGGCACUGCACGUUUGAGCGCCAUCACAUGACUCGAAACAUCCGGGAGCGAGUCUAAACGGCCAGUUAAGAGCGUUCGGAAGCGCUCAACCAGCAAAGUCGCAUACUCCAGGUCGUUCUGCAUGGCGUCGCGUUGCUGCGACUGGGCUUGUAACAAGCAGUGUCGUUCGUGCUGGCGGGUUGUAUGUGCUUUCCAUGCUACUUGAGCUUGCAGGAAUGCCGCCACAACGCGGAGGCCCUCGGCAUCGACCGCACGACACGUAUCGCUCUGGCUAUCGCGAAACGUCGACUCGACGUAUUCAAUCCACCGGCACGCCACAAACAGCGACUGCGUGUCGUGCUUGAUAUUCAACGCAUGCGACGCGAGUUCGCGAAUGCUGCUGUGAUCGUGCGGUGCCGCGGCAGCCAAGAGCGCCGUCGUGGUUGGUUCGAGCAAAGACUCGAUCGCUUGUUCGUGGCGAUGUAAGUUGUCCGUGGGAGGAAUCAAGGAAAGGAGUUGACUGCGAGCCACGCCGUCAUCAUCUUUCUUAGGUUGGACAUUCAGCCACGUCGACAAGACGUCAUGCUGAGCUGUCCAACUGGCCACGUCCUCGAUAAACGCAUUGUGUCGAUCGCAGGUUGCUUGGGAUCUGGACGUGGUAGCACAGGUGGCCAUGGCUCGAACUAGAUCGUCCAAGUCAAGGCUGGAAGCUACACGUGACAUGAUGUCCAGGUCGGUUGGAAUCCCUAUCGGCAUGGCAUGUUGCAAUUCGUCCAACACGACGUCCUGCGUGAUCUGAUCGUCCGCCGCUGGUUUGAAUUUCCAUUCUUGCACGCAUAUCGUGGUAUGGCAGAACGAGUUGAGGGCGUGGGAGGCCAGUGCCAGCACAGUGGCCGCUUGGUUUGACAGGUACGCUGCAGCUUGGUGAGGCUGUCGGUCUUGAAUAACCAUCC